Messenger RNA from Aspergillus puulaauensis, 867 nucleotides. RefSeq names its product pirin family protein. The transcript has a single exon. NCBI's taxonomy places the organism in Eukaryota, Fungi, Ascomycota, Eurotiomycetes, Eurotiales, Aspergillaceae. The record is from RefSeq and is a predicted model, not a curated record. The coding region runs from base 1 to 867 and encodes 288 amino acids.
AUGUCCAAAUCCCUCAACCACGCCAAAAUCAUCGCCCGGCGCUCCGCCGACCGCGGCUACGCCGAACACGGCGGCUGGCUCAAGUCCUUCCACACAUUCAGCUUCGCCAGCUACUACGACCACCACUUCACGAACUUCGGCAGCCUGCGCGUGCUGAAUGAAGACCGCGUCGCAGCCAAAAACGGCUUCCCCACACACCCGCACCGCGAUGCGGAGAUCUUUAGCUAUAUCUUGAAUGGCGAGCUGACGCAUCGGGACAGUAUGGUGCAGCGGGGCGCAGAAUCUGAGCAGGGGAAGUCAUUCUACAGAAUGAAGAGGGGCGAUGUGCAGUUCACGACUGGGGGCACGGGGAUUGCGCACUCCGAGCAGAACGAGUCGAACAAACCCGUUCAUUUCCUGCAGAUCUGGGCGUUGCCGUGGAAGCAUGGGCUGAAGCCGAAUUAUCAUACGCGGACGUUUGAUGAAGCGGCGAAGAGGAAGGCGUUUGUGCCUAUUCUGUCCCCGCUGAAGGCUGGGCCUGAGGCGAGUCCGACGGAGGAAGAGGAGGCUGCUCCGAGUAUCCCGGAGACGAUUCCCAUUCAUGCGGACUUUGUGAUGGGGGCUGGGAUUAUUGCGCCGCAGGGGCGGUUUGAGUGGACCGUUGGUGCUGGGAAUGAGGUUGUGUCUAAGAAGAAGAAGCGCAAUGUUUAUGUGCAUCUGCCUAUGACGAAGGGUGGAAAGGCGAGCAUCCGUCUGGAUUGGAGAGAGGAUGCUGUACUCGAGGAGGGAGAUGGAGCUUUCAUCACAGGUGUUAAUGCGGGCGAUAUACUCGGCGUGGAGAGUGUUGGUGAAGCAGAGGCAGAGGUUGUUGUAUUAGACAGUGAUUAA